AUGACGUCGAUGAGUACAGGAAGUUUACAACCACAGAGGAAUGAUAGUUUAAACAAUACAGACAUAGACUAUGCAAUAGCUCGUGUAAAUGGUGACGAGUUUGAGUGCAGUACGGGAUAUAGGCGAGUUGGAAAGGAAAGACGCUGUGAAGGAUCAGGGGACUCUGGGGUCAAGGCUCUUGUACCAGAAAAUCUUUCAGUGUGUCCUGCUUGGUUUUACGGAGUAAACUGUACGGAGAUGUGUUCCUGUAACCAGACUACGUCUGUAAGCUGCAACUCUGCGAAUGGGUCAUGUAUAUGUACACCAGGACACACCGGGAAUCAGUGUAACCAAGCUUGCGAUAGUAACACUUUCGGAGAAAACUGCAGCCAGACAUGCAAAUGUGAUCCAAUCAACAGCUUCGCCUGUAGUCACGUUGAUGGAACAUGUGAUUGCUCCUCCGGAUGGACAGGAAAUUUCUGCAACGAAACCUGCAGUGCUGGUACAUAUGGCGAUCAGUGUAGAAAUAACUGCUCUUGUCCAACCAACGCAUCCCCAGUCUGUCACCAUAUCAAUGGCUCAUGUUCCUGUAUCACGGAUUAUGUGAUGGUCGGAGAUACAUGUCUUAAAAUAGAUACAGUUACAGUGACUGUGUCUCCACUGUCGGAAUUCCUCGCCGUAUUUGAAAAUCCAGUCUAUGUCUGUAUUAUCACUGUCGGAUGUACUCUUCUUCUGGUCGCCAUUAUAUUGUGCAUCAUGUGGAUAGUCUGCAGAUGCUCAUGUGCUGAGGUCAGGAGCCGAAAACACUUGUUGAAAUCACCGACAUUGUUAGACAAUGUCCCUACAGCUUACCCUAGACAGUUAAUUGGUUCAGCUGCUGAACCAGCUAAAAAAGAUGCCAUCGCUGCUUUGGCUAAUAUCACAACGAAAUCAAUCAAACAAGAAGAGGAAUUAGACGUCCAUACAUCUACAGUUUACGGGGCUUCCCUUGGUGUUACAGGACAACCUCCUAUUACUGAAGGAGGAAGCUACUACUACAAUGAAACUCUUCAGCAAUCUUUUCCAAGUACAACACCCCUUUUAGAUUCAUCAUCACAAGUGAAUAUAAUCGAUAAUUUGUUGGAUGGCAAUGCAUACUUCCAAAACACCAAAGCCUCAUCCGUGUCAACAUUCAAAUUGAAUGAGACAACAGAUGAAAGCCCCCAGACGGUUAACACUAUCGGGGGUAUGUAUUAUAAUGUUGAUGAUUUGCAACAAGGAAUCCUGAAUAGAAAAUUGGUGGCUUCACAGCCAAACCUGUCACAACAACCACGACCGAAGGACGUUACAUUUAACGAUGUCAUCGCUGAUAUAGCGAAGAAGAAAGGAUAUCGAAAUGGAAAAACUAAUUUGAAAAAGAUGAACUCCCGAUCCCUCCCUAAUAUUAAUCGUGUCAACGUUGAGCCAGACAGGGUUCGUCCAACAUUUCAUUUGUUCAAAAAUUCCACGUCUGAUCCCGAUAUGAAGCAGAAACAGUCUGGCAAUAAUAUCAGCAUUUAUGAGGAUACGGCGGUUUCGAAUUCCAAGGAAUCACGUGACGUUAACGCAGCUGCCACUACCCCUAUGUUUAUUGGUGCAAAAAAAGCCACACGCAUUGCCCCAAUACCGGUGGCGCCACCUCUUCUACCUCCGAAACCGAAAAAUGUCGGUAAUAGUGUCUUGGACUCCUCUGAAUCAAAACCUUCUUCAGAUCAACCGUCACCUCCUCCAAUAUCUAAAAUUCCAACAUACUCUAAUAUCAACCGUAAUGGCAUGCCAAGAGACGAUACAAAAUUGAAUUAUUCAGCUUCUGACACCAAUUUUCAAAAUGUACCCGUGGCGCCCCCUUUUAGCAAUAUUCCACUUCAGAAUCCGUCCUUUGUAAGAGGAGGAAAUGACUUAAGGAGCAAUGCGACUGGUGGCGUUAAUUAUGAUGACGUAGCUAUUAGGUCGUUCACCAGACAAGAGUCUGAGGGUAUUUACGAUGAUAUAGACCAAGAUCCUGGUCGUGUCGAGACCAGACAGAUUUGCAUCUGGUAUAUAUGCUGAAAUGGAAUGAAAAUGUACAGCCAAUCAUUUUAUCUAUAUCCCUUUAAUACAUGUUCUCAAUCAUUUAUGUAUAUUUUGUAGAUCAGUUUUAAAUCAGUUUUGAAUAACACUAAAAUUGUCUUACUUCAAACAAAAGUCAAAUAGCACGUAACUCGCAUUGAUGGUCAAUAAAAUGUGUUCCCACCUAGCGUUCACUUGUUU
Pecten maximus is the source of this 2247-nucleotide messenger RNA. RefSeq lists its product as uncharacterized. Bases 1 to 2046 code for a protein of 681 amino acids. The record is from RefSeq and is a predicted model, not a curated record. The transcript is spliced from 9 exons. Gene Ontology annotation, molecular function: scavenger receptor activity. NCBI's taxonomy places the organism in Eukaryota, Metazoa, Mollusca, Bivalvia, Pectinida, Pectinidae.